Molecule: messenger RNA, 3397 nt
Organism: Cephus cinctus (wheat stem sawfly)
Lineage: Eukaryota; Metazoa; Arthropoda; Insecta; Hymenoptera; Cephidae
Product: carboxypeptidase B
Exons: 9
Coding region: 220-1932 (570 amino acids)
Biological process (GO): proteolysis
Molecular function (GO): zinc ion binding; metallocarboxypeptidase activity
Source: RefSeq, a predicted model, not a curated record
AAUACGUUUAUAUAUGUAUAUAUAUAUAUAUAUAUAUAUAUAGACGUUUGUAUACCUUAAAUAGUGAAAGAGAGAAUUUCUGCCGCCAGCGGGCUCAUGAAACUGUCAUUUUUCUUUGACAUCCAACCGGUCGUUCCUGAAGGCUUGAGAAUGUUCAGUCAGUGAGGAUCCGGCGAGCCGAUCGUAUCUUACUAUAUAAUAUACAGAGACAGGAAGACCAUGGAACACAAUUGUUCGAUCGUGAAAAUCGGUCUGUUGUUUAUUGUUUUAUCGACAAUUGUAAUUGAAGGGAUAGCCGCACCUGAGAGAACGAGAAACGGCAAUUAUACCGAUCAAAAAUCAUUAUCAGCAGAAGAUUUUGGUUGGAGUGGAAGGUUCGAUCUAGAGGGUCUUUCGCCGUUUUACGAAGAUGAAGAAACGUGGACGGAAACUGAGGAAGGAUUGUCAAAAGAAGAAAAUUUAGAAGACAAAGACAAAGAUACAUUAUCCUAUCUUUUUCCAAACAUUCGAGCAUUCUCGCUAUCCGGUUUAAUGGAGUCGGUCUAUACGAUCGUCACUUCCGGUAUCAGUACAAUCGUCAACAAUAUAGUAGGAAGCGAAUCCAAGAGUGUAAAAUCACCUGGUUCAAGGGUCAGCUACAAAGGUCAUCAGCUGUUAAGAAUAAUACCGAGCAACGAUAAGCAGGUCCUUGACCUUGAAGAAUUAAGGGACAACGAAGUGGAAGAUCUUAAGUUUUGGACACAGCCAGCCAAGAACAGAACAACUGACAUAGUUGUGUCUCCUGAGAUCAUUCAGGAUAUGAAGAACUUCCUGAAGAGUCAAAAGUAUGAUUUCAAGGUCCUUAUCUCGGAUCUUCAGAAAACUAUCAGCUAUCAGAAUCCAAAACUAUCAAAGGAACAGCGCGAGGAUUUGGUCAGUACGCAGGGUCAUUCGAUGACUUGGAAACGGUACCACCGUUACGGAGACAUUCUACGGUAUCUAGAGUAUCUUGCGUUCAGAUAUCCCAGUCUAGUAGAGCUCGUUACAAUUGGUCAUAGUUUUGAAGGUCAACCAUUGAAGCUGGCGAAGGUGUCAACUGGACCGACAAAAGAUGGAGACACUAAGCCUACUAUCUGGAUCGAUGCUGGAAUGCAUGCACGCGAGUGGAUUGGAUCAGCUGUGGCGACCUAUAUACUUAGUCAAUUGGUAGAAAAGAAUUCGACCUAUGCAAAAUUGCUGGAAUCAUCCGAUUGGAUGAUCUUGCCAGUAGUCAAUCCUGAUGGUUAUGAGUUUAGCCAUACCGGAGACAGACUUUGGAGAAAGACAAGGAGCAACCAUGCCGAUAAUGACGGCGAAGCUAGGCACACUCCGGCUGGAAUAUUUCAUCUAGUCUCUCAUUACACCAAAUGGUUUUUUGCACGGUGCGAUGGCGUCGAUCCAAAUCGAAAUUUUGGAUAUCACUGGGGAGAGGAAAAAUCUGGUGCUGCUAGUACCGAUCCUUGUCACGAGACUUAUGCUGGUCCUCAUUCAUUUUCCGAACCCGAAACACGUGCUAUGGCCGAUUAUAUUUUGGCAAAUCGACAGAACAUCAAAAUGUAUUUGACGCUACACUCUUACUCCCAAAUGUGGUUAGUACCUUGGGGUUAUACGAAAUCGAGACCUUCCGAUUUUUCGGAAUUGGCAAACGUUGCAAGAAAAGCUGUUAAUGCAAUUGCGAAAGUUCACGGCACGCGAUAUCAAGUCGGCGCGUCGCCUGAUCUCCUGUAUCCAACUUCAGGCGGCUCCGACGACUGGGCUAAGGGAGUUGCUGGCAUUAAAUAUUCAUAUACAGUGGAAUUGCGCGAUCGUGGGACUUACGGCUUUUUAUUACCAGCUACGCAAAUCGUACCGACUGCCAGAGAAACGUGGGCUGGGAUACGUGCAAUUGCACGACUAAUCACUUGCAAUUCCUAAGAUAAAUUUUGAAAAAUUUGACCAACUGCCAAGGUUUCAAUGUAUCAGUGGAACUGUGCAGAAUUCAGACUUUGAAAAUUCUAUUCCUUAUCGUGACGCGAUAACGAUCUCGAUUUAUAUACAUAGAUCGUCCGCGCCAUUAUAAGGAUUCAAGUGAGGAUCACAGGUUUUAUCGAAAUUAAUUUAAUUCUUGAUUUCACAUGAAAGAAAACACAUCGAGCGAUUCCAAAUUUUGGAAUCGCAAUCUAUUCUCAGGAGGACUGAUCAAAAUGGUUUAGGUGCAUAUAUACCUGUAAUUUAGAAUCGUUAAUUUUAAGUAUUUAUAAUAAUAAUAAAUGUGCGUGAUACAUAUUUAAAUUUACAUUAAAUAAAUUGUCAAUGAUGAUGAAUGAUGAUUGUCAAUGAUUCGGUACAAUUUUUUUCAUGGUACAAUUCAAAGACCCAUUUAAUAAUGAUAAGCUCACUAUCAUUAUUAAAAUAUGUACUAGACAAUAGACAAUAGAUUUAGAAAAAUUAGAUAAUUUAACUCCUAUCGUAAUCAAGUGACCCAAAUAUUUACAUUUUUUCAAGAUUUAUCAAUUACAAUUUGGAUCUAUGACGUUAACAUAUUAUUGAUAUAUAUAUUUCUAACGUAUAAUUAAUAAAGUAUAAUUAAAAUGACAAUAACCAUUGUAAAUAAUCUGUCACUAUGAAUCUUAUCUACAGAUAAAAACUGUCAGUAUUCAUUUGGAAGUCUCUAAAUUCAAAUUCAAUCAACUUUAUACAAACAUCUAUAUUUUUCUUUUGCUGUGAAAAUAUUAAAAAUUCACUAUGGCAUUCGCAUUGUUACUUCUUGGUUUGUUCUUAUUUAUUUUACAAAUAACGAGGCAAACCAUUGUAACAGAAUCAUGUAUAAAUAGCUAGCAAAUCAGAAAUCAUUUCGUUACAAAAGAAACAAACAUAUGUAUAUGUAAUAGUAAAUGAACCCGACACGGGUUUUUACGGUAAUUAAAAUUUGUAUUUAUUAAUUACCCAUCAAGCCUCACUCGCUGCUAUAAUCAAUAUCAAAAUCUAAGCCAGUUUGAUUAAUGUUAUAUCUGCCAAUGAAUUUCAUAUCACACUUCAUCCCCUUCAUGGAAAUACACUUAUCAGCAAUGGAUUGGAUGCUUUUCCUGGAUAAUUUCUACAUAAGAUUUCAUUGGUCUAGCGAUUUCCACCCUUAUUAAGUUUGAAUCAAUCUUGCGGUGGAUAAUUAUAUGAUAAUAAUUGUUUUAUGAUAUAAUUAUUAUAUAUCGUUAUAUAUUAUUAUAGGAUAUAAUGUUGUUUUGCGUUAUGAUUUUCGGUGAUGAUUAUUUAUCAGUUUUACGAUUAUUGAAUGUGUCAUUAAAUGAAAUUAUUUAUUGGCAAUUUUUGAGAAUUUUUUACCUAUAUACCCUCGUUUUUCUUGACCUGCGUGUAUCUGCUUAUCAGAUAUUGUGUCAGUAGG